AUUAAAUCCACACUGUGGAAAAAGCAACAACACUGAACAGCCUAGACGACUACCGGGACUACCUUAUAUGAUUCAUGCUUUGUUCUGACGUCGGGUAGAGAUGACCAUGACCGGGAUAAACAAUGCGAUAAAGACAUGAUCCACUUUUUUCCUCUCCUUAUGUUUCAUCAGCUUUCCUCAGGAAGCCUCUUGACUGAAUCAGGGUUUAGUGGGGACUAAAACAUGCUGAUGAUUCAUUUCCAUUUCUUGGUGCCAGUGGAGUCAGUGGUGAUUGUUGCAGUUAAUCUAUUGUGACUUCAGAGGGCUGCAUGGGAGAAUGCCGGCCAUGUCUGCUUUGUUUGGGAGUCUGCUCGUUUUGAAAGAGACCGACUCUAAUGAUUCCAUAUGGUUUUUAAGCCCAGUCCACAUGUUGGGUCAGUUUUGGCUCAGCGUUGACUGAAUGUUACGGUAGUGUUUCUGAAAUGCAGGCGUGUCACUUAGUUAUUUCCUAUGGGACAUCGCUGUUCACAGAGGCAGCAGCGUCCAGGCCUACUAAAUUCAUCACGUGUGAAGUCAUGUCGGUGACAGUUAUAGCACCUACCGGAGCUUAUUUCAGUCCACUUCUCUCUCACUCCGCUUUUGGAAAUAUUUAAGCGGUCUGAAAAAACAUCUUAACAUUUUCCAAAUGGUGUUCCAGGCUUUUUGUCUGUGGCUAUUUCCUUUCUCUCUCUUGUUUUUAUAGAUGUGCCGAGAGGUCACAAGUUGUGGGUUGAUUCGCCUUCCCUAUCCGGCAAUAUCAGUUUUCUUCUAGAUCACGGACCGAGCUGGUCCCUCUGACGUGUUUGCUGCAGAUUGUUUUGCUUUUAAGGGCUUUUUAAUGGCCUUGUAAAACGAAUCUGAUUGCUUUUAUUUUUUUUAAAUCAACUGGUUAUUAGACAGAUUGGGCAGUUAAAAAGAGUGACUGGGAAAAAAGAAACAGAGUGAGUGGCCUGUUUUUCUCAGACUUUCAUGGACCGUGAGAGGAGUGAGCUUGGGAGUAAACCUUGGUCACAUGGAGAGGUUCUUAUCGUGACUCCACCUGGGUACGUUCUCAUCCGUGGGUGACUGUUGAAUGUUAGAGACAAGACGUGCAUGAGAAACCCUGCAUCCAGACAUGGAAAUACGCAAGAGAGGACUGAGCAAGCUGGCGAGUUACUGGGGCAUCUCUCGGGAUGAUGUGUCUGCUGAAAGUUGUGGUGAAGCAAGAGCGGGUUUAAGGGUCAGUGAAAGAGAAGACUCCGGGAGAGAUUCCCAGAAUUGGUACCGUCUGAGCAUUCCACCUCUGUGGCCUUGGCAGACUGUUGUCAUAGCAGCAGGGUUGGUAUUGGCUGUGCUAACUGGGCUGGCUCAUGCCUGGUGUGUUUACUCCAUACAUGAGAACCUGCUGUGGUUUUCUCACCUCAAGGAAGUUGAGCGUGAAAUCUCCUUUCGGACAGAAUGUGGCCUGUACUACUCGUACUAUAAACAGAUGUUGAGCGCUCCCUCCAUACAGCAAGGUCUUUCAGAGCUCAUCAAUGAUAAUGCCACUGAAUCCAAGAGAACCAUCAACCUCCUGCGACGCAUGAACAUCUAUCAGGAGGUGUUCCUAGGUGUUCUCUAUAGGAUUCUACCCAUACAGGCCUACCUGGAGCCAGUGUAUUUCUAUAUCUACACCGUGUUUUCCCUCCAAGCGGUGUAUGUCAUAGCCCUAUUCAUCACCAGCUGGCUGCUCAGUGGUUCCUGGCUAGCAGGGGCUCUCACUGGAGUCUGGUACAUCCUCAACAGAGUGGACACAACGCGGGUGGAGUUCACCAUCUCUCUCAGGGAGAACUGGUCCCUGCCCUUCUUCGCUCUCCAGAUAGCUGCCAUCACUUGCUACCUGAGGCCUCACCUCAAACCCAUCCAGCAGAAGGUGGUGUUGUGGCUGAUGUUCCUGGCCACGUUGUGUUUCUGCCUCACCUGGCAGUUUAAUCAGUUCAUCCUGCUGGUUCAGGCUCUCAUCAUCUUCACCCUGGAUUGUCUGGACCUCAUCUCCACAGAACAGGUGACCUGCCUGUACCUAGUCCAGGUGAGCAGCCUACUGUCCGUGUGGCUGCUGCAGUUCUGUAACUCCAUGAUCCUAGGCUCUCUGGCUCUCAGCUUCAUUGUGGCCGCUCUCUUUGUCAAGCACUUCCAGAGAGGGCUGAAGACCGGAGGAGUCGCAGCGCGGCUGGGAAAGCUGCUCCUUCACACUGUCCUCGUCCUUGCACUAACAUUCACCAUUCAUUAUUUAGCCAAGCAAGCGUUGCAGCUCCGUUCUGAUGAACACAUCUUUAAAUUCAUAAAGUCCAAAUUUGGCUUGGGCCCUACGAGAGAUUUCGAUGCCAGUCUGUACCUAUGUGAGGAAGCCUUUGGGCUGCUUCCCUUGGACACGUUUGACCGCUUGGCUGGCACUCUGCUGGCAUACCCUUACCUCGUCACCCUGAUUGUGCUCCUGGUGAUGCUGGCGCUGGUAACACUGGCCAACCUCUGUGAUUCUUCAGCGGUCGGGCGGCCGCCGAAAGGCCGAUGCGAGGCUCGGCCGAUCUGUAUGCGGGCAGAUGUCGCCUACAAUCUGUUACACACCGUCUUCUUCGGCCUCCUGGCGCUCGGCACCAUGAGAAUGAAAUAUCUGUGGACUGGCCAUAUGUGUGCCUUUGCUGCCUAUGGCGUGUGUGGCAAGGAGCUGUGGUCCCUCUGCCUGAGCAUGAUUCACUGUAACACUAAAACAAAGCUGAGGCUGAUCAGGUACACGCUUCCACUUGUCAUUCUGUGUUUUCUAUAUUACAAGUUCUGGCCCAAACUGAUGACGGAAGUAUCAGAACUGAGAGAAUUCUACGACCCUGACACCGUUGAGCUGAUGACCUGGAUUAGCUCAAAGACCCCCAAGAAGGCAGUGUUUGCUGGCAGCAUGCAGCUCCUGGCUGGGAUCAAACUGUGCACAGGGAGAGUCCUGACUAAUCACCCACACUAUGAAGACCGAGCUCUGAGAGAGAGGACCAGACAGGUGUAUCAGAUCUACGCCCAGCAAUCCCCGGAGGAGGUCCACGGGAUCCUGCGCUCGGCGGGGGCUGAUUUCGUGGUGAUGGAGGACAGCGUCUGCUACGAGAGGAGGCAUGGCCGGGGCUGCAGGCUCCGAGACCUGCUGGACCUGGCCAACGGACACAUCAUGGAUGGCCCUGGGGACAACGACCCAGACUUGGUCCACGCCUCCCACCCUCGCUUCUGUGAGUCCAUCAAGACAGACGGCCCUGCCUACACAGCCCUCUUCACCCGCGUUUUCCAAAACAAGACCUUCCACGUCUACAAGCUGAAGAGGGGCAAGAAGAGAGCCAAGGCCGACAAAGAGCCGGUGGCCAUGGAGGAUAAAAACCAGUAAUAAGACCCUGGGGACCCCAUAAACAACCCCUGCCCACCCAUAUCCAGCAGCCUGCCCAGUCUCUGACUCAGCCUCCUGCUCCCUGUCAUGUUGAUAACCUGAUGACUGCUCUGUGCUCCCUGCUCUCUGGUCUACUCGACUUCAUCUGGAACCAUGGCUGCACUCUCCCUCCCUCCUUCCACCCCUCCCUGCACCACGGCAGCCAGAGGCAGGUAAUCACGGCCGGCUGACACGGCGCUGAUUUGUGCAGCGUCUGAUUGCGGCGGGGGAGCAGAUGAGCACAUGCAUAUCAAACCAGGGCUUUGUGUCGGGAAGCUCAUGUUUAAACAGGAGAGAUGACGGCACAUCACAACAACAUUCACGGCUCUCUCUCGCUUUCACCCAGACUAAAGGCAGAGCAGAGGAGAGGAGAGAGACCUUUGAGAGGGAGCUGAUUGAAAGAUAGAGCAGUGGGGGUAAUUAUUGCGAAGGCCAGUCUGGUCUCUUUGGUGGCUGCGUCUGCAGCCUGACUGCACAGCUGCACCCUGUGCCAUUUCCUUGUUUUUUAAACCGUGCCAUGUCUCGUCUCCACUUCUUCAUGAGGACUCCUCUUUUGAUGCUCUCUCACAGACACACAAAGUUCUGCAUAAGUUGUCUUGUUGUGGUGUAUCGAGGGGAAGUGGCGUUCUCAUUGUGAUGCAUAACAGUCCUAUCACUGUGAAGAGUAUUUGCUUGUUCAUUCCGUUGCAUUGAAAUUGGAUGUUUCAUUUAGUAGUUGGCUAAUAAAAAAAUGUACCAGGGAGAAGUUAAUUUCAUUAAGUUUGUCUAAUAAGUGCAUACUAAUGUAAUGUUUUUGAGCAUUGCCAUUCUUCAUUUUCAUAUUUAUUAAUAAUUCAGUUUAGAUGCAUUGGUCAUUUAAACUGACAGUAUUUUUUUAAAUGAGCAAAUGCUAGAGCAGAUAAUUUAUUAACUGUGUGUAUUCGCUCACAACUCAUCACCACAGAAUCAUACAGUAUUAUGUAGAAGGACUGCAUUGUGGGUGAACCAUGACCACUGGUCAAUGUUGAAUUAGGUGAAUGGUUAACAUAUUCAUGACAACUGGUCUAUGUAGGACUGGCUAACAUACAGUGGGUAUCAGAAGUAUUCACCGCCUUGGAUUUUUUCACGUUGGUGGGUUACAACGUGGGAUUGAAAUAGAUUUAAUUGUCAUUUUCCUGUCAUGGAUUUACACAAAAUACUCAAUAACAUCAAAGUGAAAAGAAUUUAAAAAAUAAAAUGUAUACAGAUUAAUAAAAUUUAAUUGACUUAAAUAAAGUUGUUGCAUAUAAGUAUUCACCCCCUUUGUUUAGGCAUGCCUAAAUUAGUUCAGGAGUAACAUUUGGCUUAACAAAUCACAAGAUACAUGUGAAAUAAUGUAUACAUGUGAAAUAAUGUAACUUGUGACUUAACUUUGUAAUGACUACCCCUUCCUUUGUCCCCCAUACAAGGUCCCUCAGUCAAGAAUUGAAUUUCAAGUACAGGUUCAACUACAACGACCAGAGGGGUAUACAAUGACGCAAGCUACAGUAGAUCUACUCAGGGUUUUCUAAAGCUAGCCAGCUUCAGUUACUUUCCCAUUCCAGCUCAGGCUUCGUCUGUACUACGACGGGGGAUAUUGCUUGUCCGUCUACCAAACUCUAGCAGGCUUGAAAGUGCGUGUUGCACGUGGCUAGUCAAACACCAAACUUUUCAUUGAGACAAUGCUGAAACAAUCCAUGGGAAAGUCGGUGCCAUAUUUUCAUUUGUGCCGAAAUCGAAAUGAAAGAAAAGGUAUAAAUUCAGCGGGCUUUCGUGUGAAAUAGACUUUUUGAAGUGGUGUCUUUUUAUUACUUUGGUGUGGUUAUCAACACAAGUCAUUUUUCCCGCACUCCUAUUGAUCAAAUAAUUGUAUUAAGUCAUACAAAUGUAUUACUGUGCGUGACGUUUCAAAUGCAUUUAUCAUUACUAAAUGUCUAAUGUGAUUAGUGUGACCAUGUUAAACUGCCUAUUUGGAUGGUCCUAUCUGUAGAUGCUCUACAAACGGUCAUACUGUCAAUAUGCUAUCAAGGUCAAACUAUCUGUUGAUACGCAACUACGGCUUUGUGUUAUGUUGCGGUUAGGGUUAUGUUUAGAAUUAGGGUUAGUAGAUAGUUAGUUGAAAUUUUACAGAUGCUUUACAGACUACCCACCCGAAACACGGCAAAGGAAUACACUUUUUGGCCUAAAUGCAAAGCCUUAUGUUUGAGGCAAAUCCAACACAACUCAUCACUGAGUAACUGUAUCAUUAUUUUCAUCAUGGUAUGGGCAUGCUUGACAUCGGCAAAGACUGGGGAGUUUUUCAGGAUAGAAAUAAACGAGAUUGAGCUAAGCACAGGCAAAAUCCUAGAGGACAACCUGCUUCAGUCAGCAGGACAAUAACCUACAACACAAGGUUGAAUCUACACUGGAGUUGCUUACCAAGAAGACAGUGAAUGUUCUUGAGUGGCCAAGUUAGUUUUGGCUUAAAUCUGCUUGAAAAUCUAUGGCAAGACUUUAACAUUGCUGUCUAGCCAUGAUCACCAACAUCUUGACAGAGCUUGAACAAUUUACUGUAGAAAAUAAUAAUUGUUAAAAAUCGAGGUGUGCAGAGCUCUUAGAGACUUACCCCAGGAAGACUCACACCUGUAAUACUUAUCUGAUCAAGGUAAAAAAAAAGUCUCAUCUAAACGAUAUAUACAGUUGAUGUCGGAAGUUUACGUACACCUUAGCCAAAUACAUUUAAACUCAGUUUUUCCACAAUUCCUGACAGUUAAUCCUAGUAAAAACUCCCUUUCUUAGGUCAGUUAGGAUCACCACUUUAUUUUAAGAAUGUGAAAUGUCCGAAUAAUAGUAGAGAGAAUUAUUUAUUUCAGCUUUUAUUUCUUUCAUCACAUUCCCAGUGGGUCAGAAGUUUACAAACACUCAAUUAGAAUUUGGUAGCAUUGCCUUUAAAUUGUUAAACUUGGGUCAACUGUUUCGGGUAGCCUUUCACAAGCUUCCCACAAUAAGUUGGGUGAAUUUUGGCCCAUUCCUCCUGACAGAGCUGGUGUAACUGAGUCAGGUUUGUAGGCCUCCUUGCUCGCACACGCUUUUUCAGUUCUGCCCACAAAUUUUCUAUAGGAUUGUGGUCAGGGCUUUGUGAUGGCCACUCCAAUACCUUGACUUUGUUGUCCUUAAGCCAUUUUGCCACAACUUUGGAAAUAUGCUUGGGGUCAUUGUCCAGUUGGAAGACCCAUUUGCGACCAAGCUUUAACUUGCUGACUGAUGUCUUGAGAUGUUGCUUCAAUAUAUCCACAUAAUUUUCCUGCCUCAUGAUGCCAUCUAUUUUGUGACGUGCACCAGUCCCUCCUAAAGCAAAGCACCCUCACAACAUGAUGCUGCCACCCCCGUGCUUCAUGGUUGGGAUGGUGUUCUUCGGCUUGCAAGCCGCCCCCUUUUUCCUCCAAACAUAACGAUGGUCAUUAUGGCCAAACGGUUCUAUUUUUGUUUCAUCAGACCAGAGGACAUUUCUCAAAAAAGUGCGAUCUUUGUCCCCAUGUGCAGUUGCAAACCGUAGUCUGGCUUUUUUAUGGCGGUUUUGAAGCAGUGGCUUCUUCCUUGCUGAGCGGAAUUUCAGGUUAUGUCGAUAUAGGACUCGUUUUACUGUGGAUAAAGAUAUUUUGUACCUGUUUCCUCCAGCAUCUUCAGAAGGUCCUUUGCUGUUGUUCUGGUAUUGAUUUGCACUUGUCGCACCAAAGUACAUUCAUCUCUAGGAGACAUUCUGCGUCUCCUUCCUGAGCGGUAUGACGGCUGCGUGGUCCCAUGGUGUUUAUACUUGCGUACUAUUGUUUGUACAGAUGAACGUGGUACAUUCAGGCAUUUGGAAAUUGCUCCCAAGGAUGAACCAGACUUGUUGUGGUCUACAAUGUUUUUUCUGAGGUCUUGGCUGAUUUCUUUAGAUUUUCCCAUGAUGUCACGCAAAGAGGCACUGAGUUUGAAGGUAGGCCUUGAAAUACAUCCACAGGUACAUCUCCAAUUGACUCAAAUUAUGUCAAUUAGUCUAUCAGAAGUUUCUAAAGUCAUGGCAUAAUUUUCUGGAGUUUUCCAUGCUCUGUAAUUAUAAGUGAAAUAACCAGUCUGUGAACAAUUGUUGGAGAAAUUACUUGUGUCAUGCACAAAGUAGAUGUCCUAACAGACUUGCCAAAACUAUAGUUAACAAGAAAUGUGUGGAGUGGUUUAAAAACGAGUUUUAUGACUCCAACCUAAGUGUAUGUAAACUUCAACUGUGUAUAUGUGUGUGUGUGUAUAUAUAUAUGUAUAUGUAUGUAUGUGUAUAUGUAUGUAUGUAUGUAUGUAUGUAUGUAUGUAUGUGAGAGAGUAUUUUGUGUCGAUUUAAAAAAAUAUAUAUAUACAUUUGAAUCCCACUUUGUAACACAAUAAAAUGUGAAGAAUUCCAAGGGAGUGAAUGAUGAGAUAUGAUAUGCACUGUAGUCUAAAUCCUGAUGUCAAACAAUUCAGACUUAACAGGGAAAUGUCAAAUUAUUCAAUACUGUAAAAGGUUAAUGUGUGUUAUUUUAUGGCAUAUUGGCAAUGUGGAUUGCAUCAUGUUAUUAUUUAAAUAUGUAACAACCUUAGAGUAUGAAAGUACCUUCAAAGUUGUCUAGUUCAUCUCUGUGUUGAUGUCAAAUGUGUCUGUUAUUGAACCUAACAGUUGCUUGUAGUGCUGAAAAAGGAAAUUAAUCAACAAAUGUACACCUCAUUUUCAUAGUUGUAGUUUGCAUGAUUUAAGCUUCAUGUCAACUUGAGACUUUACAGGGCAAAAUCUUAGAGGGGUUUAAAUAUCAAAUAGGCAUCAUUUUGGGGAUUGAAUGCAGACUGAUUACAUCAAUGUUUCUAAUAUUGUGUCGACCGCAUCAGAUAUUGUACCAUCUGGAAAUCAUUCAAAGUCAUGAUGACAAUUUUCUUCAUUACUUAACACUGUGUUUAAACUAGAAGACACCCCUCUGCUAAUCUGGUGUUUGUGGUAUUUCCUUUCCUAUUGUUCUGUGUCUGUCUGUUCACCCAGUAAAUGGGUUGGUCCUGUUUGACGUGCCAGUGGAGAAAUUGCACUAGUUGGGGUAGCAUAUCAUGUUUUAUGAUGUUUCAUCUUCCUUGUGAAUGCAGUUUGCCAUUGAUCAGUGUUCCAUUUUCUCGUCGAAAGGGACUUUUUGUUUUCUGUUUUGUGUGAAGAAGAAAAAAUAUGUAUUCA
Molecule: messenger RNA, 8636 nt
Organism: Salvelinus fontinalis (brook trout)
Lineage: Eukaryota; Metazoa; Chordata; Actinopteri; Salmoniformes; Salmonidae
Product: probable C-mannosyltransferase DPY19L3
Exons: 17
Coding region: 1133-3394 (753 amino acids)
Cellular component (GO): nuclear inner membrane
Molecular function (GO): mannosyltransferase activity
Source: RefSeq, a predicted model, not a curated record